Molecule: messenger RNA, 1865 nt
Organism: Phyllostomus discolor (pale spear-nosed bat)
Lineage: Eukaryota; Metazoa; Chordata; Mammalia; Chiroptera; Phyllostomidae
Gene: ZNF70
Product: zinc finger protein 70
Exons: 1
Coding region: 77-1423 (448 amino acids)
Biological process (GO): regulation of transcription by RNA polymerase II
Molecular function (GO): RNA polymerase II cis-regulatory region sequence-specific DNA binding; DNA-binding transcription factor activity, RNA polymerase II-specific
Source: RefSeq, a predicted model, not a curated record
AUUGUAAGAAAGGUAAGAGUGUCCCAAAGAACGUCUUUCAAGAAAUAUAAUCAUUGGGGGUGAUACCAGAUCCACAAUGGAGGUUCCCCCAGCAGCCAAACUUGGGGAGACCUUUGUGUUUGAAGAUGGGUUAGAGAUGCACCGAGAGCUCUUCCCAGAGGAGGACCUGGGGGACUCCUUCCUUCAGGAAAGAGGCUUAGAGCAAAUGGCUGUCAUCUAUAAGGAGAUCCCUCUCGGGGAUCCAGAUGAGGAGCAUGAUGAUUACGAGGGGAAUUUCAGUCUGUGCGCGAGCCCUGUUCAGCAUCAGAGUCUUUCCCAAGUAAACAAACCUCAGGAUGAUGAGCUAUUUGGCCCAGCCUUCCUCCAGAAAUCAGACCUUAGUAUGUGUCAGUUACUCCAUGGCGAAGAAGAACCUAGUAAACAUGACUGUGACCUAGUAGGGAGGGGGGACUCGGGACCGAAUGACCCUCACAUAACGGCACAGCCACCAAAACCCUAUGCGUGUCGGGAAUGCGGGAAGGCCUUCAGCCAGAGCUCGCACCUGCUCAGACACCUGGUGAUCCACACCGGGGAGAAGCCCUACGAGUGCUGCGAGUGCGGGAAGGCCUUCAGCCAGAGCUCACACCUGCUCCGACACCAGAUCAUCCACACCGGGGAGAAGCCCUAUGAAUGCCCGGAGUGUGGGAAAGCUUUUCGCCAGAGCUCGGCCCUCACACAACAUCAGAAAACCCACACUGGGAAGAGACCCUAUGAAUGCAGGGAAUGUGGGAAGGAUUUCAGCAGGAGCUCAAGUCUCAGAAAACACGAGAGAAUCCAUACCGGAGAGAAACCUUAUCAGUGUAAGGAAUGUGGCAAAUCCUUCAACCAGAGUUCGGGCCUGAGCCAGCACCGCAAAAUCCACACCCUGAAGAAACCUCACGAGUGUGAUCUCUGCGGGAAAGCCUUUUGUCACCGGUCCCACCUCAUUCGGCACCAGAGGAUUCACACGGGGAAGAAACCGUACAAAUGUGAAGAGUGCGGGAAGGCCUUCAGCCAGAGCUCCAACCUCAUUGAGCAUCGGAAGACCCACACCGGGGAGAAACCCUACAAGUGCCAUAAGUGUGGGAAGGCCUUCAGCCAGAGCUCCUCCCUCAUCGAGCACCAGCGGAUCCACACCGGGGAGAAGCCUUACGAGUGCGGCCAGUGCGGGAAGGCCUUCUGCCACAGCUCUGCGCUGAUUCAGCACCAGAGAAUCCACACCGGGAAGAAACCCUACGCGUGCAACGAGUGUGGCAAAGCCUUCCGGCACAGGUCGGCCCUCAUCGAACAUUAUAAAACCCACACCAGAGAGAAACCCUACGAGUGUAACAAAUGUGGCAAGUCCUUCAGGGGGAGCUCACACCUCAUUCGGCAUCAGAAAAUCCAUGCUGGGGAGAAGCUCUAGGAGGAGGAGCAGCUCACACCAAAGCUUGAAAACCUUUCCCAGAAGGAGCCUGCACUCAGUCACUUCGCCCACAAGGCCCCACCCACUUUCCAGAUAACAGUGCUGAACCUGGGCGCUCCUGAACACCCACAACAGCGGCAAGGCCCCCUUGUGGCCAGGAGCCCUGGGGUUGGUGGGCUUACUGAGUGAGACGGGGGGUGGAGGGUAGGAGGCUGCCAGAGUGGCUGUGUGCCUGAGAAGGGCCUUCAGUUUUCUGGUUCUCACAUUUGGCUUCCAAGCCUUGAGAGUUUAGUGUUUACCUCUGUUCCAGAAUCCAGAGGGGGAAUAAAUGUAAGGAGGGAGAAAGCUGAGUUAAACCCGUGAAAAUGUCAGGUGAGAACUCUUCAACAUCAGGCUACAGUCUGGCACUUUUAGAAGAAGUAACAAUUCUCACAGUCCAAAU